CUGUCUAUUGUCGUAUUUAAACCUAUUGGCCGGAGGCGGCGAUUUCCGCGCAGCGGCGAGGGCGCGGUUGUACCUGAGCGUAGCUCGUGCCUGCAGAGCGUGAGCGCCACUUUCACCUGGUCGCUCGAGGUAGAUGCAAUUAUAAAGCAGAGAGCGAUUUGCCCCCGGGAGUGGCCAGUGCAAGAGUCCUGUCAUGGCUGUGGUGGGCUUUGAUCUCGGCUCGCAGAGCUGCUACAUCGCGGUGGCCAGAGCCGGCGGCAUAGAGACGGUGGCCAACGAAUUCAGUGACCGAUGCACUCCGUCAAUUGUGUCAUUUGGGUCCAAAAGCAGAGCAAUUGGUGUGUCUGCUAAAAAUCAGAUGAUUACACAUUCAGAAAACACAGUAUUUAACUUCAAGAGAUUCCAUGGCCGUACAUAUAACGAUCCUUUUGUUCAAAAGGAGAAAGAGCUUGUGAGCUAUUGUGUUGUUCCAAUGAAAAAUGGAAGUGUUGGAAUAAAGGUAACGUACAUGGAGGAAGAGCAUUUAUUCAGUGUGGAACAGGUAACAGCUAUGCUGCUGACAAAAUUGAAGGAGACUGCUGAAAAUAACCUCAAAAAGCCCGUAACAGAUUGUGUUAUUUCUGUUCCAUCAUUUUUCACUGAUGCUGAAAGAAGGUCUCUGCUGGAUGCUGCUCAGGUUGUUGGAUUAAAUUGUCUCAGAUUAAUGAAUGAUAUGACUGCAGUGGCUCUGAACUAUGGGAUCUACAAGCAGGACCUUCCAGCUCCAGAAGAGAAACCACGGCUAGUGGUGUUCGUUGAUAUGGGCCACUCGGCUUUUCAAGUAGCAGCCUGUGCUUUUAACAAGGGUAAACUGAAGGUGCUUGGUACAGCUUUUGAUCCCUUCUUAGGCGGAAAAAACUUUGAUGAAAAACUAGUGGAUCACUUCUGUGCUGAGAUAAAAGCCAAGUACAAAUUGGACCCCAAAUCAAAAAUAAGAGCCCUUAUUCGUUUAUAUCAGGAAUGUGAAAAGCUGAAAAAGCUAAUGAGCUCAAACAGCACAGAUAUUCCACUUAAUAUUGAAUGCUUCCUGAAUGAUAAGGACGUGUCUUCAAAGAUGAAUAGGUCUCAGUUUGAAGAAUUGUGUGCUGACCUCUUGCAAAGGAUAGAUACUCCCCUUCGUUCUUUGAUGGACCAAAUCCAAGUCAAAGUGGAUGAUGUGCAUGCUGUUGAAAUUGUAGGUGGAGCCACACGCAUCCCAGCUGUGAAAGAGAAGAUUGGGAAAUUCUUUGGCAAAGAUGUCAGCACAACACUGAAUGCAGAUGAAGCUGUUGCAAGAGGCUGUGCAUUGCAGUGUGCAAUUCUGUCCCCAGCUUUUAAAGUUAGAGAAAUCUCCAUCACAGAUGCAGUUCCAUACCCAAUAUCACUGCAGUGGAAUACAGAAUCUGAAGAUGCCGAGGGAAUUCAUGAAGUUUUCAGCAGGCAUCAUGCAGCACCUUUUUCCAAAGUCCUCACUUUUUACAGAAAAGGCCCAUUUGAACUCCAGGCUUUCUAUUCUGAUCCCAGUAGUGUCCCUUACCCUGAAAAAAAUAUUGGAAAAUACGUUAUCCAGAAUAUUGCAGCUCAGAAGGAUGGAGAAAGAACUAAAGUUAAGGUCAAAGUCCGUAUCAAUAAUCAUGGCAUUUUUGGUAUCUCAACUGCCUCUAUGGUGGAGCAGAUGAAAAUGGAAGAGAAUGAAGAUCCCAGUGUCGAAGCUGAAGUGGAUUCUCAGAACCAAAAUAAUCCUGAGAGUAGUGAUAAAAAAAUCCAGCAAGACAACAAUGAGGCUGGAGCUCAGUCCCAGGUACAAACAGAUGGUCAGGAAACAUCACAGUCUCCCCUCUCUCCUGAGGCUCCCUCUGAAGAAAACAAAAUCCCAGAUGCUGAAAAAGGAAACGGAAAGAAAAGCGAUCAGCCUCCGGAAGCUAAAAAGCCCAAGAUUAAAGUAAGGAACAUUGAAUUGCCAAUUGAAGCAAAUUUGGUGUGGCAGCUUGGAAAAGACCUGCUCAACAUGUACAUUGAAACAGAGGGCAAAAUGAUUAUGCAAGACAAACUAGAGAAAGAAAGGAAUGAUGCAAAGAAUGCUGUUGAAGAAUACGUUUAUGAGUUCAGGGACAAGCUGUCUGGACCCUAUGAGAAAUUUGUCUGUGAAACGAAUCGCCAGAGUUUUUCCAUGCUCCUGUCAGAAAUAGAAGACUGGUUAUAUGAAGAGGGAGAAGAUCAACCAAAACAGGUCUAUAUGGACAAACUGGCUGACUUAAAGAAAUUUGGGACUCCUAUUGAAAUCAGAUAUCAAGAAGCCGCAGAACGGCCGAAGCUGCUGGAAGAGCUAGGGCAUAAGGCUCAACAUUAUGCCAGGAUUAUAGAAGAAUACAGGAACAAAGAUGAGAAGUACAUUCAUAUUGAUGAAAGUGAAAUGAAUAAAGUAGGGAAAUGCAUCAGUGACACAAUGGAAUGGCUGCACAACAUACUGGAUGCCCAGGCGAAACAGAGCCUUGAUCAGGAUCCUGUAGUUCGUGUAAAUGAAAUCAGAGGAAAGCUGGGAGAGCUACAGAAUGUGUGUGAGCCCAUUGUAAACCAGCCUAAGCCAAAAGUCGAUUCUCCUAAAAGGGAAGAGUCACUAGAUUCACCUUCUAUUUAUAAACAUGAAGAUUUAGAAGAAGAAAUUAAAAACAUUGAGACAGCACAGCAAAAUGGUGAUUGUCACAUGAAUGAGAGCCCCAUUAAUGACUUGGACUAGACCAUUGCAUUUCAAUGAACAAUUUCAUCAAGGAAAAAGACUGCAACUGUAUUAUGUUAUAUGGGAAACAUGUAAUGUUUUGGGGGAGCUAUUUAUAUCUUGGAGUUCUGUUAUUAUGUGGGAAAAGGAUCAGUUAAAAAGGGUAGAGAUUGAGAUCAUGAUAAUCCUAGGAGGAAAAUUGCCUUGGUAACUUUCAGAUUCCUGUGGAAUUGUGAACAUUUACUGAAAUCUUCUGUGCGGGAAUUUAACCUUUUGUAUCAAUUAUAAGUCUAAUAUCAAGGGAUUGUUACAAAAGGUACUGCUCCUUUAAAAGGGUUGCACCUAGAGCUUUUGUAGAUGCCAAGGUAGUUUUUCUUUCUUCUCCAUUUUUGUUAUGUUUCUUUCAUUGAUAAUAGCAUUCAGUCAAAAGCCUACAUGGCAACCAAAUUUAAAGUGUUCUUUGUAUCAUUGUCCAAAAUGUUUGCUAGAAGAAGCAAAAUGUGCAGCAGCAUGAUGAAUUGUUUUAAGUUUUAGUCUCUUGCUCAACAAGAAUGUUCUCAUGUGUGGGAAACCAAAAGAAGGUAAUAUGCUGAUCCUGUCAUAAGUUCCUGUGAUGCCUUUAGUGAGCUUUAAUAAAGUUCAUUUAAAUGGUUACAG
Molecule: messenger RNA, 3391 nt
Organism: Varanus komodoensis (Komodo dragon)
Lineage: Eukaryota; Metazoa; Chordata; Lepidosauria; Squamata; Varanidae
Gene: HSPH1
Product: heat shock protein family H (Hsp110) member 1
Exons: 18
Coding region: 194-2755 (853 amino acids)
Biological process (GO): protein folding
Cellular component (GO): nucleus; cytosol
Molecular function (GO): ATP binding; ATP-dependent protein folding chaperone
Source: RefSeq, a predicted model, not a curated record